Mobula hypostoma (lesser devil ray) is the source of this 4047-nucleotide messenger RNA. RefSeq names its product multimerin-1-like. Lineage: Eukaryota; Metazoa; Chordata; Chondrichthyes; Myliobatiformes; Myliobatidae. The transcript has 8 exons. The record is from RefSeq and is a predicted model, not a curated record. The coding region runs from base 79 to 3450 and encodes 1123 amino acids. Gene Ontology annotation, molecular function: calcium ion binding; protein binding.
GUGUCGGUUCAGGCAAGUGUUCUCUGCACGGGACCGGCUGUUACCCUGGGAAGGACAGUGAUUUCCAACUCAGUAGGAAUGCAAGGCCUCGUUGUUUUUGGAUUAAUUUUCAGCCUUUCAAAAGUUUGCUGUGCGGUCCCUGAAGCAAACAACAGUGCCAGCAAGACAGCUGAGAAUGGAAGCAAUGUCUUUGCGACGGAGAAAGGAAAAAAGACUGGGCUCAGAGAGAUGAUGGUUGGGAAUUCAUCUUCUAAUGAUCGUCCUGUUGCUAAUAGAUCUCUUCGACAGGCAAAUUACGCUGUGGGAGGAAUGAGUAAACUCAGCCAUAAACAGAAGCUUCUUUCAUACAGCAGGGUUGGAAGCAGCAAGCCAAACUUUGAAACAGCCAGGGGAAAAAACUGGUGUGCUUAUGUUCAUACAAGACUCUCGCCUACGGUGACAAUAGAAAACGUGCAGAGCCAUGUAUUGAUAACAUCAAAGUCAUGUAUUUUGAAAAUGAGGAGCUGCCUACCCAGGUAUCAGAUCCGGAAUCAACCCGUGUACAGGAUGAAGCACAAAAUUGUGACAUCAUUGAACUGGAAGUGCUGUCCGGGAUAUAUUGGAGCUGACUGCCAACCAAAAGAUUAUUUGAAGAGACAAGCAGAGGAAAACCAAGCUGAGAGUCAGAGAACUGGAGCUGAUCUCCCCAAGAAUCCUCAAUCCCGUUAUGAUCCAGCAUUAGCAACAAAAUUCAAUGACAAGCUGUAUAAUCAGGAAAUUAAACUGGGUCUUCUGCAAAAGAAGGUUGUAAACAUUUCUGCCAAUGUGAAUGAUGUGAGGAGUCUGCUGUAUUCCCUGGAGGGCAAGAUAAAUGAAGAUAACGAGAAAGAUCUUCAGUCAACUUCAAAAGGGACCAAAUCAAGAGGGAUUCAGGAGCUGGUGAAAGAGCUGGUAACGCAACAAAUUCGAUCAUUUCAGGGGAAUAUGCAGGAGAUGGUAGCUCAGAUGUACGAAACCAUCUCCGGUAUAAAUAAUGAACUUCAAAGCACUAAAGACAUGGUCAGGCAGUUAAAUGAGAGCAUUCUGUCACUGUCUGGGAACGUCCACUUCAUAAAAGUGGAGCAAAAUCUGACAUCCCCCUCAGAACUCCAUGAAAUUCAGGAGCAAAUAAAAGUGCUCAGAGCUGAUGUGUCACGAGCUUGCAACAAUGCAUCACAGGAGCUAACUGAAAAGCACAAAUCUCUUCUAAGGCAAUUGGAAGAGGAAUAUGACAGCACUGAUACCCUCUCAGAAAAAAUAAACCAAACCUUUUCACUAGCAAUGGAAACCCAGGAGCUGCAUCAAUCCAGCCAGAUACUCCAAAAUGUCCCUGAGCAAGAAGGUACCCAGGGAGAUGAAAUGCUACAAAGGUAUUUGUUCAACAUCAUGAAGAAUGUGAAAAAGAAUAGCCGCUUUAUAUUUCAAUUGAACAGUGACGUGAAUGCCCAUGAACUACAGCUCUUAAACUUAACAUCAGCAAGUAGCAAGAAGGAAAUGGAAAUCAGAACUUGCCAAGGAAUGGUUGAAGAGUGCCAAAGUACCCUGGGCUCCAGGUUGCACCAAGUGGAGAAUGAAGUGCACAACUUAAACAAAACAUUCUUUGAUACCUUUACCGGAUUAGAGGACCUUUUUGUGUCAAUGGAUGAGAAGAUUAGCAAUCUAUCAUAUGACGUUGAAAUCCUCCAACAAUUGAUUGAAAACCAAGGGCCACCCCUUGAGACCAUCAGACCUGACUCUAGGCAUGUGCAAAGACAGGAUCUCACUGAACGUUUGAACAAACUCAGUUCUGAAGUGGCGAGCCUCAGUAUGUUUGUCAAAAGCAGAGUGGGAGCACAGUUGAUCAAAAACCAGAGCCAAACUGGCAAAGAAUCAUUAAAGGGAGUUCUGGCUGAAUGCCGCCUUGAAAUUGAGGAUGGUUUAAAUGAUACAAUGACUGCCAUUAAUGAUGCCAUGGAUUCAAUGAGAGAUGAUUACUAUAUCUUGAAAAAUAAUGUCACUGACCUGUGGAGAUAUAUUUUAGAGCUGGUUGAUGAGAGCACCAUAAAGCAGAGUAAUGAGUUAAACCAGUUUCCACAAUUUGAUCAGUUGAAUGAGUCCUUUAAUAUUCUUGUAGCUGAUGUUGCAAGACACCAGAAUGCAUUGGAAAUGAUAGGUGUCCUUCAGGGUAUAGAAGAAUCAGAGAGAAUUAUGCCUCCAGUCUUAACAAAUAUAUCUCAGUUGUUAAAUAAAACAGCAAUCAGCAUUGAAGAUUUCCAACAAAGGAUUCACCGUCUCGAGGAAGCCAUUCUUUCCUCCUCUCCGGACACUAAAAAUUACCGAUCUCGUACUCUGGCCCCUGAAUCUCAGCUGAGCUCUGUGCUGGAGAAGUCCAAAUUGUUACCAAAGACCAAGCCCAAAAUAAUGCAAGAAGCUAAGAUCCAGCCUGCGCCUCCAAAGUAUCAAGAGUUGAGUCGCAUAGUGCUGGGGCUGCAGGCCAAGUGGACUAAUCUGAACAAGACGGUCUACCGUAUGAAGGAGGAAUCAGACCAAACCCGGGGGCUCUGCCAGAACAUAUCGCUGCUGCUCACACAAGCAAACAACAGCAUCCCUCAGGUUACCAUGCCAGCAGCAAAGCCAAACGUCUCAGUCCUUCAGCAGGAGCUCAGAGAGUUUGUACACAUCACCAGUUGGACCACAGCUGAGCUCUUCUUCACCAAUAUCACUGUGUUCCUGGACAGGGCCAUUUAUGAUCUUGUCAGGAACAUUACAAGGAUUCAGAAACAAGUUAAACAAUUGUACAAGAGGACAAAAGGUGUCAGAAAAAACAACUUCACAGCCAAUUCUGGAAGAAGCCAAAGAUAUACCGACAAGGUCUCUGAUCCAGUGGAGUCUAUAAGCUGCAACAGUGCCCCAUGCCAGAAUGGAGGGACGUGUAUUAAUCAAAGAAAAGGCUUCGUGUGUGCCUGUCGCCCUCCAUUUAGUGGUCCCAGCUGUGACAUUAAACUACUGGAUGAAAAUGCCUUGAAGACAGAUUUCUCAAAAGGAUCUUACAGAUAUGCUCCGAUGGUGACAUUCUUCGUAGCACACACCUAUGCAAUGAAUACCUCUGGUCCAAUCAGAUUUAAUCAUCUCUACGUCAAUUAUGGUGCUUCUUAUGCACCUGCAAGUGGGAAGUUUUUAGUUCCUUUCCUCGGUGUGUAUGUCUUUAAAUACACCAUCGAGUCAUUCAGCUCACACUUGUCUGGUUACCUGGUGGUCGAUGGAGUCGAUAAACUGGCCUUUCAGUAUGAUGGUAUGGACAAUGGAGUUUCCGGCAGCAGGACUGUCACUGGUGACGCAGUACUGGAACUUAAUUAUGGGCAACGUGUUUGGUUGAGAUUGACAUCGGGCUCGAUUCCAGAAAAAUUUCCACCUGUGACGACAUUUGGUGGCUAUCUAUUGUAUCGCACAUAAGACAAAAUAAUGACAUACAUAUAUAUUUGUGGUCAGCAAUGAAAUAAGCUCCAGGGUUAUAUUAUGCAUCUGUUACUGCAGAAUUACUCAGCUGAUAUAUUUAACAUACCCGUCUUGUCGGAAUGGAAAUGAAAUUUAUUGCAAACUUUAGAUGCUCAUGUUUAGCUUUGUGUUCUGAAUUUAAAUUGAUAGAACUAAACUAUUGUUGAAGUAUUACAACAGUGACUCCAAACUUUAGAAACACAUGAUAAUACUUGUAUUUCCUGUUGUGUAUGAUUGCACACUUCAGUUGACAGAUUGGAAAUAAUACUUACUUAAACCAGCAUAACGGAGAAUUUUAUUCAACACGGUAGAACUUACAUGAACUUGAGGUUGAAUUUGCCUCCAUAAAUUCAAUUUGAUUGAAGUCAUUAUCUGCUUUAAGUACUCUUAAAUGUAUCUAAUUUUAAGUGUGACUAUAUUAAUUAUAUUUAAAUUGCAAUUAUAGGCUUUAUCUGUUCAUGUUUAAAUAUCAUGAAGGAAAAUGCAUGGAUUAUCAAACAAAAACACUUCAACAUAAUACUUUAUCCAGAGGGUGGAAUAAAUGUAAUAAACAUA